UUUCCAAAUAGAGGACUGUGGUGCAUUGUAUUAAGGUGCCUCAUACUGAAAACAAAAGUUUCUCUGCAUAUGUGCUUCUUCUAACACCUGUUCUGUAAGUCAUACACACUAUUUUAAAGGCUGGGAAAUGGAUUUCAGAAAUUAUACGGUUUUGGUAGCACCAGACUUUGCAGUUGCAAGCUAUAUAUAUUUUGAAAACCCUAAAGCACUAGGAAUUUCCAUUUUAUUUGUAUAUUUUCUUAUUUUACUCGGCAGUGGUAUUAAUAUUUAUACAAUUGUAUCAGAUAAACAGCUUUACACACCGAUGUAUUUCUUCAUUUGCAAUUUAUCAGCUAUUGAUAUUUUUUACACCAGCAGUGCUGCUUUGACACUCCUUGCUGUAUUUUUAGUGGACGUUAAAACAAUAUCUUAUAAAGCGUGCUUGGUUCAGAUGUUCUUCUACCAUUCAGGUGAUUUAAUGGAAGCCGUAGCUAUUGGAAUUAUGGCCUACGACCGCUUAGUAGCAAUCUGCAAUCCUUUACGGUACUGUACUAUUAUUACAAAGAAUCAGAUAAUAAUGUUAAUUAUUUUUUCAUGGUUAUUUUCUGUAUCUCUUACAUGUUACCUCGCAUUUACUGCUGAACGAUUAUCUGUCUGUAAACCAGUCUUGAAUGCUCCUUUCUGUGACUUUCAGACAUUUGUAAGAGCUUCAUGUGUUAAUGCUAAUCCCGAGAUUGGAAAAGCAGCAAUCAUUGGCUUUGUGGUUAUAUUUUCAAGCUUUGCUUUUAUUGUAUUAUCUUAUAUAAUAAUCACUGUUGUAGUGAUAAAACUUUCCACAGAGAGCAGGAAACAGAUGUUCAGCACCUGCACGAGUCAUGUUAUUGUGAUUUGCUGUUAUUUUAUGCCAAAAAUUAUUGUUAAUUUUGCAACAACAUAUGGUGUGGUGAUGACAAUGUCAGAACGUUUUUCAGCACAUGUUGCAUCCACCUUUGGGCCCUCUCUAGUUAAUCCUUUUGUGUAUUGCUUGAGAAGAGAAAAUAUAAGAAAGAAACUUGUCAGCUUUUUUAAAAUACAUAAAACAUCUCCUUGAACAGUCAACAGCCUGUUCCCACUUUGAAACAUCCAUGACUGGUGACUGCAGGCGCAGCAGGCCUCCUUGAUUAGACAUAGAGAUUGGUUUUGUGCCCCAGGACUUGAGUAUGUUCUGUCUAUUUGUAUAUUAUAGUGCAUUUCAUGGUGUUCUAUCUGAAUAAAACUGAUUAAAUUUAGCAUGAUAUUUCUAAUUUCA
Erpetoichthys calabaricus (reedfish) is the source of this 1267-nucleotide messenger RNA. Its product is annotated as olfactory receptor 6F1-like. Gene Ontology annotation, biological process: G protein-coupled receptor signaling pathway. The coding region runs from base 128 to 1069 and encodes 313 amino acids. Gene Ontology annotation, molecular function: olfactory receptor activity; G protein-coupled receptor activity. NCBI's taxonomy places the organism in Eukaryota, Metazoa, Chordata, Cladistia, Polypteriformes, Polypteridae. The record is from RefSeq and is a predicted model, not a curated record. Gene Ontology annotation, cellular component: membrane. The transcript is spliced from 2 exons.